UACGCAACUGGGGAAUCUAGCGGGGACACGUUAUCUGUUUUAGAAAUUUGGUCAGAAGGAUAGGUAUUCGUUGGCGAGCGUUGAGGAGCGAAGUUUCCAAGGAGAAAGAAUGGAGAGGUUAUAAAAGGAAGAGCAUGAGACCAGGUUCUCAAGGAAGCAUUUGAUCUUUGCUCUCUUUGCUGCUGCUAGUUAUUUGAUUUGGUGUGGGUAAAUAAUUUGCGAUCGCCAUGGCCACCUUGGGAGGAGUUCAUGAUGCAAAGGAGAUCCAGAACAGCGUCGAGAUCGAAGAGCUUGCUCGCUUCGCCGUCGAAGAGCACAACAAGAAGGCGAAUACUCUGCUUGAGUUUGGUCGAGUAGUUAAGGUGAAAGAGCAAGUUGUAUCUGGAAUUAUUUACUACAUAACUAUUGAGGCAAGUGAUGGAGGGAAGAAAAAGCUAUAUGAGGCUAAGGUCUGGGUCAAACCCUGGAUGAAGUUUAAGGAGCUUCAGGAGUUUAUUCCAUUAGGUGACUGCUCUUCGGAGAAUGAAACUCCCAAAGAUGGGCAUGAAGCGGGAUGGCUCAUGGUGCCAACGCAUGACCCUAUCAUACAAGAUGCAGCAGUUCAUGCUGUAAAAUCCAUCCAACAAAUGUCUAACUCUCUUAUCCCCUAUGAACUACUUGAGGUCCUUUCUGCAAAAGCCAAGAAGACUGAAAAUUCUGCCAAGUUUGAUCUGCUGCUUAAAGUUAAGAGAGGACAGAAGGUAGAGGAGUUCAUGGUGGAAGUGGAUGAGACUAUGCAAGGAACCUUUCAUCUGAAUCAGAUGAGGCAGCAGGAUUCAGACUCUGGUGCUUACUAAGAUAUAUGUGUAUGAUGGCCCAAUAAAACGUUUUACAUUGUUCUAUAAGACCUAUCCAAAUCCCCUGCUAUAUAUAAAAGGGGCGGAUGCUAAUAUUCUGUUUGUAAUUCAUGUAUUGUUAAUAAUGCUAUUAUCCUCAUUAUUUUCUUUUUCUAAGCAGUUUUAAAGGAAAAUGGCAUGCUGUUUUCUUUAUAAAAAAAAA
This is a messenger RNA of Elaeis guineensis (African oil palm), 1038 nucleotides long. Its product is annotated as cysteine proteinase inhibitor 12. Lineage: Eukaryota; Viridiplantae; Streptophyta; Magnoliopsida; Arecales; Arecaceae. Gene Ontology annotation, molecular function: cysteine-type endopeptidase inhibitor activity. The record is from RefSeq and is a predicted model, not a curated record.